Molecule: messenger RNA, 1241 nt
Organism: Musa acuminata AAA Group (dessert banana)
Lineage: Eukaryota; Viridiplantae; Streptophyta; Magnoliopsida; Zingiberales; Musaceae
Product: peptidyl-prolyl cis-trans isomerase CYP21-4-like
Exons: 8
Coding region: 218-922 (234 amino acids)
Biological process (GO): protein peptidyl-prolyl isomerization
Molecular function (GO): peptidyl-prolyl cis-trans isomerase activity
Source: RefSeq, a predicted model, not a curated record
UGAAUCUUCUUCGUCUGACGGUCUUCUACCAACCGCGUUGGACGCCGUAGGAAGCAAACCGAAUCCUCUUUCCUUCCGCUCCCUUUCACCCUCCUUUAAAUCUGUCUCUCUCUCUCUUUCUCGUUCGAUCCCCGCACCGGAAUAGGAAGGGCAAAGGAACGAGGCGAGGAACAGCCGCUCUACCUUCUUUUGUCUUUAUUUUUUGCAGAAGCAUCUCAUGGCUAAAAUCAAACCACAAGCAUUACUACUACAGAGUAAAAAGAAGAAGGGACCAACUCGAAUCAAUCCUAGUACUGUCAUUACUUGCAACAUCAUUGUUAUAUUGAUUGUAUUGUCCCUAUAUGCUACGUACAGAAACUGGUUUAACAGGUCAAGCAAUCAAUUAGGGAACGGCUUGGAAAAUUUUGAGCAUUCAGUAACAUCUGGACAAUCAACAGGAACUCAUCUUCCUAGCUAUGCUAUUUUCAAUACUGCAAAGGGUUCAAUAACUAUUGAGCUCUACAAGGAUGCUUCUCGUGAUGUGGUGAAUAAGUUUGUGAAUUUAUGUCAGAAGGGAUAUUUUAAAGGGAUGCUUUUCAACCAUGUCAUUAAAAAUUUUGUAAUUCAAGGAGGGCAUUCACAAAAACUUGAAGGUGCAGGAGACUGGAUACUGAAAGGAAAAGCCCACAGUCAGCUUGCUACAAGCCCAAAGCAUGAGGCUUUUAUGCUUGGAACCUUAAAGCCUAAUAAGGACAGCAAAGAAUUUGAGCUUUUUAUAACAACAGCACCGAUUCCUGACCUAAGUGAUAAACUUAUCAUCUUCGGACGGGUCAUCAAGGGGGAGGAUGUUGUCCAGGAAAUUGAGGAAGUUGACACUGAUGAACAUUAUCGACCCAAAUCACCUGUGGGGAUUGUAGACAUUGCAUUGAAGCAGGAAGCUUGAGUAAAUAUAGGUGUGUUUCUCUUAUGGCUCCACUCAAAACGAGUGUUCAGGUAUGCGAGCCCCAAAUGUGUUUCUCAGAGAAUUUUGGCAACAACUUUAGUCAAAUAUGUGGGUCGAAUCAAGAUUGAGUUGUAGUAAUCCUUACAGUUGAUGCUAUCAGUUGCUGUUUUGAAUUCGAAGGGUUUUAAAGACAAAGAUACGUGUUAACUUUUAUAGAAUGUAUCAGUUGACUGAUUCAUUCUCCGUUUUGGGGCUGUAUAUUGAAGAAAUUUUGUCGUUUAUGCAUCAAGAACAUAGGAGGAUGUGAAUCUUCUGCUUA